AUGUCUAAGAAGGACACUUUCGGUGAUAUGAGGGACUAUAUGGCCCCUUCGCUUUUCCAGCCUCACAGGGCAAGGGAUGCAAUCAGAGACGCCCAUUCGAAGAAGAUUUCGCUUAUGGUUGGCUAUUUCGCCGGCCUAGCCUCCAUUCCAAUCACGCGAUUGUUAGCACCUCUAGGAUUCGAUUGGGUGUGGUUUGACUGGGAACACUCGUCUUGCAAUGUGGAGACCAUGACCACCAUGGUCCAUGAGAUGGCGUUUAUGAGCGGCGGCCGUACGAUACCAUUUGUCCGGGUCCCAGGACAUGACCAUGCCGCGAUUGGCUACGCCAUGGACGCUGGCGCAUCCCUUAUCAUCCCACAGGUUGACACAGUGGAACAAGCAAGGAGCAUUAUGAGUGCCACUAAAUUCGGGACAAAAGAGCGUGGCUCACGAUCGGCUCCCCCUUACCGGCUUAUGCCUGGCCUUACAGACACACCUUUCAACUCACAGAAGGACAUGUGGCGAAACUGGAAUGACCAAGCGGCUGUCAUCAUACAGAUCGAGUCCCUACAGGGGAUUGAUAAUCUGGACGCAAUUUUAACAGAAGUCCCCGAAAUCGACGGGGUGUGGCUUGGGAUGCUAGACGCCCGCAUCAGCAUGAAUAUGCCUUCGGGAUUCGGAGUUCAGUGUGAUGAGCCAGAAUGGCUAGCAGCUGUGGAAAAAUUUCAUUCAACACUCAAGAAACAUGACAAACCUUAUGCUGGAUUUGCUUUUGCAAAGGGUGAAGAGCUGCGUAAUGCCACCGAGAGCAUGUCUAUGUGUGUGAUUACAUCAGAUGUCCCGAAGCUCAUGGAGAUGGGCGGGCAGCUGGCCGAGGCAAAGUCUGCGCUGGCACAUGAUCAUACGCUCUCGAGUCCCUAG
Messenger RNA from Trichoderma aggressivum f. europaeum, 900 nucleotides. RefSeq lists its product as uncharacterized. NCBI's taxonomy places the organism in Eukaryota, Fungi, Ascomycota, Sordariomycetes, Hypocreales, Hypocreaceae. The coding region runs from base 1 to 900 and encodes 299 amino acids. The record is from RefSeq and is a predicted model, not a curated record. Gene Ontology annotation, molecular function: aldehyde-lyase activity. The transcript is spliced from 3 exons. Gene Ontology annotation, cellular component: cytoplasm.